AUGCACUGAGGUUUUACAAAGCAGCAGCUCCUUCACCUUUGUGGGAUCCAUAGAUUUGUUUUAUUUAUUUAUUUUUUAUUUUUGUCUGUCAUCAGAUCAGAAAGACUGGAUCUGAGCUGGGCAAACAGACAGACAAACAAACAGACGGACUGACAUAUGGACAGAGAGCAGUGGGCACUGCGGCAUGCAUGUAGCAACUGGACUUCUCUUCUCCCUGGUUACUAAGACCAAACAAGCAUAGUAGCCAGAGCACUAUCCUGUCCACCGAGGUAGUGGGUGGAUGCAGCUUUCAGCAGACUGCUAUAGGGGAAAGCAGAGACUGUAUAGAAGCUGCAGAGAUACAUCCAGUUGAUCCACAUUGUGGUGAUCAUCAGAAAAAAGGACUGUUGCCUUCAAGUAGACCUCUUUUGGAUGUUUAUGUCAGAGAUCUCUUUUUGAAUAUUGCUUGCAGGAACUUGCGCGGCAAACAGCUGUCUUUCUUUUCAUGGACUUUGCUGUCCAUGUUGAGCAGGCUUCCAGGAUUACAGAUGAGCGUGGAGUGUGAGUCUCAAUGAGGAUGGCAGAGCGCACGAGGACUGUGUAUCUGACACUGAUGCUGCUGUAUCUUGUUCUGCUGGUCACGGCUCACGCAGCCCACAGCAUCUACCCGAGGAUACGGCUCACUCACAAAGAGCUUUGGCAGCUGAACAGGACCUGGGUGUUCCAGGGACAUGGAGCAUCUCUUCAGCCCCAGACCAUGCUGCUGGAUGAGGGCCAUGAAAGACUUUACGUCGGGGCCAGGAAUACUCUGUUCUCCCUUAGCCUGGACCGAGUUAACACACACCAGAGAGAGAUCCAGUGGGCCAGCACAGAAUCUCAGGUAGAGGAGUGCUUGAUGAAGGGUAGGGAAAAGCCGGAGUGUGCAAACUACAUCAAGGUCUUGCAACAGUACAACCAGACCCAUUUGCUGGUGUGCGGAACAGGAGCUUUUAACCCCGUCUGUGCUCUGGUCAGAGUGGGACACACUGGGCAGGACAGGCAGUUUGCUCUUGAAGGAGACAGUGUAAUGAGUGGCAGAGGACGCUGUCCAUACGACCCCAACAGUCCCUGCACAUCAACGCUCUCCAGAGGAGAGCUGUACAUUGGCCUGUACACUGACUACUGGGAGAAUGAUGGCGCUUUGUGUCGACUUAACAACCAGACCUACACACGCACUGAAAGAGACGACAGGCAGCAGCUCAAUGAGCCUAAAUUCGUGGGGUCAGCAGUUAUCCCUGACAACGAUGACAGGGAUGAUGACAAAGUUUACUUCUUCUUCACUGAGUGGGAGACGGACGCUGAGGGACUGAAUAAGGCCGUGUAUACUCGUGUUGGGCGAGUCUGUGCGAAUGAUCAAGGUGGACAGAGAAUGCUGGUGAACAGGUGGAGCUCCUUCCUGAAAACUCGUCUCAUCUGCUCUGUGGCCGGACCAAAUGGCAUUGAUACGCACUUUGAUGAGCUCGAGGAUGUGUUUGUUCUCAAGAACAAGGAUGGAAAAAAAACAGAAAUCUUUGGCCUCUUUAGCACUACGAGCGCUGUGUUUAAAGGCUAUGCAGUGUGUGUCUAUGGCAUGGAGGACAUCAGAGCAGCCUUUAACGGUCCAUUUGCCUACCGAGAGAGACCUGAGCAUCACUGGACACCAUAUGAGGACAGGGUCCCCUACCCUCGACCAGGAUCUUGUGCCAGUAAAGUGAACGGAGGUGGCUUCUCCAGCUCUAAAGAAUUUCCUGAUGAGGUUUUGCGGUUUGUGCGUUCUCAUCCCGUGAUGUAUCGUCCAGUCCUUCCCCAGCAUCGUAGGCCUGUCCUGCUGCAGACAGAGCCAGGCGGGAGGAAGCUGACCCAGAUCGCCGUGGACAGAGUCCAAGCCCAGGAUGGACACUACCAUGUUCUCUACAUCGGCACUGAUGACUCAGUGGUGUUGAAAGUUAUCACCAUCUACAACAAAGACACAGACACUAUGGAGGAGGUGCUGCUGGAAGAGCUGCAAGUAUUCAAGAUGCCAGCACCAAUAAGAGAGAUCAUAAUAUCACCUAAAAGGCAACAGCUGUAUGUGGGGUCAGAGGUGGGUGUGGCCCAGGUCAGACUGCAUCAGUGUGACCUCUAUGGCUCAGAAUGUGCUGACUGUUGUCUGGCCAGAGACCCCUACUGUGCCUGGGAUGGUCUUACCUGCACCAGAUACUACCCUGCUGGAGUCUAUACCAAGAGCAGACGAUUCAGACGGCAGGAUGUUCGCCAUGGCAACGCUGUCCAGCUGUGCAAUGGGCUGCAAAUUGAUGAUGAACAGUGGCACAGAGGUGAGGAGAGGCUGGUGUACAGCGUGGAGAGCAACAGCACUUUACUCGAGUGUGUCCCGAGAUCACUUCAAGCCAAGGUCCUUUGGUUCUUACAGAAAGGAGGAGAGAAACACGAGGUUCGAGGCGAUGAGCGUGUUAUCAUGACCUCCCACGGGCUGCUGUUCCUACGAGUCAGGAGCUCCGAUGCAGGCAUGUACGUGUGCCAGACUGUGGAACACGGAUACGUGCACACAUUGCUACGUAUCUCUCUACACGUGCUCAGAGGGGAGAGGGUGGAGGCAGCGAUCAACAAGGCUAAUGGUGGGGAGGGAGAGAAAGCUGCAGCUCCAUGUCACUCCUCCAUGAGCCUCCCACCAGGCCCGAGCAUUAGCCCCAGGGCUCUGGUGCCAUCCUCAGUCCCCGGUCCCCAUUCCAGGCUGUGGUACAAGGAGUUUCUCCAGCUGAUUGGCUACGGGGAUGCCCAGAGAGUAGAAGAGUACUGCGAGAGAGUGUGGUGCUCAGAUAAAAAACGUAAAAAGACCAAAAGGAAGUAUGUUCCUGCAGGUGGCGAGAAGAGAGGGAAAGGGAGAGCAGAGGAGAACUCCCACCGAGCGCCAAGGCACACCUUGGACACCUGAGGAGAACAGAAACUGACUGCACACACACACACACACACACACACACACACACACUCUAAAGGUCAGACUCACUCAGUGUUUGCACCAUGUAAAAGGCUUUCACUUUGCUUUCAACAAGAGUAGUAACAGCAGUAGCAGGUUGCCUAGCUUGUGCUACAUUUAUCACUUAGUGGUUGGUGAUGUUUCCACUUAUUUUAAGAAGCAACAUUUUGCCUUUUUGUGCAGGGUAAACUGAUUAUCUGGUGCAGACCCUGGGUAAAUACUAUGAAUGUUAAUAUCAGCACAGAGCAGAGGACCUGGGAGGAGAUGGACGACUGAUUCAGUGACGUUGCCUCUGAUCUGAAGAGACAGAAUAUAAUAUAUAUCAAAUCCUGUGGACCGACCCAGCCCAGCCCAGCUACCAAUCCAAACGCACACAGAGACUGCUACACGAAACCUCUGCUCCACCUCUCAUUCAAUGGCUCAAUAUGACAAAGUCUUACUGUAUCUAUUAUGAGAGAAAACAGCUAUGUUAAAGGUAAUGGCCUUCUAAUCAUUUUUGGUACAAUGAUAACUUAUUUUCUCAUUCUCUACUCUGAGUUCUGUAGUUGUUUAGAUGUCGUAAACUGGAAAAUGUAGUGGUAUUGUUUUUGUACAGUGAAAAAUGCUUUGAGCUUUAUGAUACUGCUAAUUUGAUGAUAAUGCGGUCAGGGCUGUGCUGCAUGUGGUUAAAAUGGCCACAAUGCAAACAGUUAGAUGUUACAAUGCCAAUAUUAUGGAUAUCUGAGGCACGUCUUAGUUAGAAUUACGCCCUUAAUGAAAAUAGUUAUUAUUUAAGCACUUGUGAAAACGGUUAUGGUGGAUGAAAAGUGGUCCUUUCAGUGGAUAUUAAUAUUAUUGAGUAUCUACAUUUACAUCUACAAUUGUGAUCAAAUGUACCAACAGUAUUGUGUGUAUUGUAUGUUUUAUUUAUGUAAAAAUGAGGGUGGUCUUUGCGUGCACAUCUGCUAACCAUGAAUGUGUAUUCAAAGAGUCAAUCCCUCCUCCCUCCCUUUCUCUCUCUCUAGUUUCGUUACUUGUCUCCCCCGUUUUGUUUGUCUGUAAUGAAGUUGCAGAUGGGAUUCAUAAUUAAUACUACAAACAGCCGUGUAGAACACCACAAUUUGCUCGGAAGUAAAAAAAAAAAAAAAAAGGACAAAUAAAUGUUAGGGUGACCAGCCAAGCGUGUCAUUAGCAAAAAAUUGAUGAGUCAGUUGCAUGAAUAUUCAGUUAAUUCUGGGAUGACAGAUACAUCAAACAAUCUGAUGUUACAGUGAAAUGUAUUGUAGUAGUUAUGCUAAUAAUAGAGCCUGGAGGAUUGCUUCUUUUUCCAUGUCGUGCACUAUUGAUCUCUUCGUUUUGUCACUUCAUAGCUUUGACUUUUUUGUCUCUACCGUAUUCAUAAUGCGGUAAAAAAACAAAAUAGUUGUUCGGUCUCUGUCACUACCUUAUAUCGUCUCUCCCCAUCCUCCUUGAAUAUUCUUCAACUAUAGAUUGGAAAUACUUUGCUUAUAAAUACCUGCCAUUAAAAGAAGAUAGACCAUCCUACCCUGGUGUCACCUCUGUGGUUUAGCCAUCAAUAAUGAAAAUGUACACGUGCGCACACACAUACACACAUAUUGAGAGGCCUCUAAAGCAGAAAGAAAGAGGUAGAGAGAGGGCCUUGUGCAGUAGUCACUUAGAAUAUAACAGA
Chelmon rostratus (copperband butterflyfish) is the source of this 4640-nucleotide messenger RNA. It is a transcript of the gene sema3e, whose product is annotated as sema domain, immunoglobulin domain (Ig), short basic domain, secreted, (semaphorin) 3E. The transcript has 17 exons. The record is from RefSeq and is a predicted model, not a curated record. Gene Ontology annotation, biological process: positive regulation of cell migration; negative regulation of axon extension involved in axon guidance; negative chemotaxis. Gene Ontology annotation, molecular function: chemorepellent activity; semaphorin receptor binding. Lineage: Eukaryota; Metazoa; Chordata; Actinopteri; Chaetodontiformes; Chaetodontidae. Bases 551 to 2929 code for a protein of 792 amino acids.